Molecule: messenger RNA, 1050 nt
Organism: Pochonia chlamydosporia 170
Lineage: Eukaryota; Fungi; Ascomycota; Sordariomycetes; Hypocreales; Clavicipitaceae
Product: lactoylglutathione lyase
Exons: 1
Coding region: 1-1050 (349 amino acids)
Molecular function (GO): metal ion binding; lactoylglutathione lyase activity
Source: RefSeq, a predicted model, not a curated record
AUGGCUACAGUCUCAGAAAUCGAUUUUUCCCAGUGGAAAAUGAAUCAUACCAUGAUCAGAGUCAAGGACCCCAAGAAGAGCAUUGCGUUCUACGAGAAGCUGGGAUUAUGCUUGGUCGAUACACUUCCGCAGCCAGAAGGCAAAUUUGACCUGUAUUUUCUCGGGUUCGACGGUGAAGAAGCGCUUUCCGCCCAGGGGACGCUGCGUUCUGAUCGUCAAGGUCUCUUGGAGCUGACCCAUAACUACGGUACGGAGCACGACGAUUCGUAUACUGUCGCCAACGGCAAUGAGGAACCCUACCUUGGGCUCCAACAUCUUGGCAUCACAGUGGAAAGCCUUGAAGACGUAGACGUAGUUGAAGGACUCGCAGACCAUACGAUCGAAUAUACGGUACGUCGCCAUGCUGAGCAGAGCGGGCAAGUGGGAGAAGGCAGCUGUGGGCAAGCCAUUUGCAAAGAUCCAGAUGGCUACUUUGUUGAACUCAAUCAGCGCCCGGGUAAAACGACCGGAACCAAGAUCAAGAGGAAUUUGUUCAACUUUACGGGCUUGCGAGUCAAAGAUGGGCGCGUGUCCCUGCCGUGGUACUCGAAUGUGCUGGGCAUGAAACUUCUGCAUCAGACAGACACGGAGGGUAUCACCGCAUAUUGGCUAGGGUAUCCCCAAAUGCCCGAUAGCCUGAUUUCUGAGAGCGAGGGCCUUGUGCAGCUAAUCUGGGUGCAUGGGUCGGAGUCGAAGGAAGGCCGGGUAUAUCACAAUGGCAACAACCAGCCGCAGGGCUUUGGGCAUAUUGGUGAGUUUGGUGGUUAUUCAUCUGUUGUACUUGUCUUUGAUUCAAUGUUGGCCGUUGGCGCUAAUAUCGGCAUUGAUGUAGCUGUUGCGGUCGACGAUAUUAUGGCAGCGUGCCAACACUUUGAGAGUCAGCGAGUCAGUUGGAAAAAGCGCCUCACCGAUGGGAGAUUGAAGUCGAUUGCGUUCAUUCUCGACCCAGAUGAAUAUUGGAUUGAGAUUAUUCAAAAUGCCCGUAUCAAGGAACCUUUGGGUGUCCAAUAA